Peromyscus eremicus (cactus mouse) is the source of this 1453-nucleotide messenger RNA. It is a transcript of the gene Mmp24os, whose product is annotated as MMP24 opposite strand. The record is from RefSeq and is a predicted model, not a curated record. Bases 116 to 271 code for a protein of 51 amino acids. The transcript is spliced from 2 exons. Lineage: Eukaryota; Metazoa; Chordata; Mammalia; Rodentia; Cricetidae.
GGCGUGCGAAGGCUUCACUACGGCUCUGCGGCUGCGUCAUAAAGCUGCUCCUCCCAGGCCAGGCCGCCCAGGCUGAGCUUCCGGCAAAUCCGCUUUCACUUCGCUGCCUAAGACCAUGGGCGCUCUCCUGAGUGGUGGCCAGGAUGGCCCGGAGCCUGCGCAGCCCCAGCCUCCGGCGCCAGAGGGUCCGCAGCAGCCUCUGCCCGAGCCCGGCCCGUGGGGACCACUGGAUGAUGUGCGCUUUCUAAUCGCCUGCACAUCCUGGUAUUGACCCGGUUACCCCGGCCUCUGCUCUCUUGGGCCUGGCCUGGCUUUUGUCUCUUCACCCCAUGAUUUCCUGUCUCACUUCCUCACUCUGGGCAGGGAUUUAAGAAAGAUCCAGGAAAAAAAAGAAAAAAAAAAGAUCCUGGAGACUGGAAGUCCCACAGGGCGACCUUAGGGGACUGCUUCCCGACCCCAGACUUGUUCCCUUCCUCACCAGCCCCUAAACCAGAUCAUCUCCAAGCCCCUUUCCAGCUCCGCCCUGGGGCAGCCUUCCUGAACCAGAAGAACCAGGACCAGAUGCAGGCCUCCUGGCUGGAUCCUGAUGCUGUCCAACUCUGGUUUCCCCUUCGCUAGAGCUGAGCUGCUGCAGGUGUCCCAGGUCAUGGCCCCGUGUGCCCUGUCUCCAGAGAAGCCUUGUCACAGUGACCCUCCCAUACUCCCGAGGUACCUGGGGGUAGGACAUGUGAUUGCUGAGAUGCAUGAGGCAACUGCAGAAUACCCCAAUGCACCCUUUUCUCCCUGAAGCUUUUUAAGGGCACACUUAGGCCCUGGUCCUUGUUCCCAUACCCCAGGGAAAAGACUGUAUUUCUGUUUUAUUUAGAAAUGAUUUAAAAAACAUUAUACAAAGGCUGAUCAGUUUAAAAUGUGACCGACACUAAAAUGCUGUGAUGUCAUCCAGGCUGAGGGGAAGCUGAGCUCUGGUGGCCCCUGGUGCUUUGCCCCUCUGACUGCUCUGGCCUGGGGUGAUGGACAAACAGAUGAUUGCAGGCAGAAGAAUCCAAGAUUGGAAGCCUCUAGGCUGAGCCCUCUGGGCCCGGCCCUGCAUCCCUCACAUUUGCAGCCUGGGCUGCCCCGCCUCCAUCUCCUGCUCUUUCUCAACUGGUCUUGGAGUACCAGGAGCCAACAGGGAGCCUGCGGGGCCUAGAGCUUUCAAGAAGUGAGAGCACCAACCUGAGGAGAGGGAGGCCCAGAAGAUAGGAAUAGAAAAGAUGUUAUCUCAGACCCUAGAAGGGCCCCACAGAUGGGAACACAGACCAGCCAGGGCCACUAGAUGGCAGGGGCAGACAAGACCUCCCUGUGCUUCAUCUGAGGGCAAGAUGAGUGUGACCCUCAGCCUCUUAGGGCCUUCAUGUGAGUGGGCAGACGUGAGCUAAUAAAGUGCUUCGCAAAGUAUAAAACACUGUACAAA